Messenger RNA from Penicillium coprophilum, 2286 nucleotides. Its product is annotated as COPI-interacting protein CEX1. NCBI's taxonomy places the organism in Eukaryota, Fungi, Ascomycota, Eurotiomycetes, Eurotiales, Aspergillaceae. Gene Ontology annotation, cellular component: cytoplasm. Gene Ontology annotation, molecular function: ATP binding; protein kinase activity. The record is from RefSeq and is a predicted model, not a curated record. The coding region runs from base 1 to 2286 and encodes 761 amino acids. The transcript is spliced from 10 exons. Gene Ontology annotation, biological process: protein phosphorylation; tRNA export from nucleus.
AUGGAUUUCCUGAAAUCAGCCAUCGGAUCCGCCAUCGCAAAGGGUGGAGGACUUCCGUUCUCUCUCGGCGACAGAGUCGACAUCGGGGACUCGGUUUGGGCGCUGCACAACGGUACGAAACGGGAUGAUGGCUCCGAUUGCAGUGUUUUUGCAUUUGACGUCAAUGCGAACAAGUCGCGCCUCCCUCUUGCGAAAAAUGCGGUGCGCAAGUUUAGAACGUUGCGGCAUCCGGGUGUUAUCAAGGUUUUGGAUACGAUUGAGACGGAGCACAAUCUCUAUAUUGUCACGGAACGAGUCGUGCCACUUAGCUGGCCGGUGAAGCGGAAGAGCCUGAGCGAGGAAACGACCAAGUGGGGAUUGUAUACUGUGGCGUCUACUCUCAAAUUCAUCAACGACGAUGCUUCCUCGGUUCACGGCGCUGUGCGCGCAUCCUCAGUGUUCAUAAGUGAAAGCGGCGAAUGGAAGCUUGGAGGAUUCGACAUUUUGAGCUCUAUGAAGGAAGAUGAUGCGAUUAUAUAUACGUACGGAAGUAGCGUGCCCGACGCCGGUCGAUACACGCCCCCGGAGGUUGUGAAAGGAGGCUGGGAUACCAUCAAGCGCAAUCCUCUGGCAGCUGUUGAUGCUUACGGACUUGGUAUCUUGAUCUUCGAGGUAUUCAAUGGUGGUUUCUCAGGCGGCGAUCAAGCUGGAAAGACGACGAACAUUCCUCCCAGCAUGCAGCAAAGCUAUAAACGUCUUUGCGCUGCUAACCCGAAGCUACGGCUGAGCCCGGGGCAUUUUGUGGAGCAAGGGAAGAAACAAGGUGGAUUCUUCCAGACACCACUCAUUCGAAUGACUGAAGACAUCGACAGCUUGGGCCUGAAGAGUGAUGACGAACGUGAAGAAUUUCUCAAUGAGCUUGAUAAUCUUUCAGAUGAUUUCCCAGAGGAAUUCUUCAAGAUGAAGGUGCUCCCUGAGCUACUGAAGUCCGUCGAGUUUGGUGGUGGUGGGCCAAAAGUUCUUGGAGCUACCAUGAAGAUUGGAGCAAAGCUUUCGCCAGACGAAUUUAAUGCUAAGCUGACUCCUGUCAUUAUCCGCUUAUUUGGCAACCCUGAUCGAGCAUUGCGGGUCUGCCUCUUGGAUAACCUUCCGUUAAUGAUCGAUAACCUUCCGCAGAGGGUUGUCAACGACAAAAUCUUCCCACAAAUGACUUCUGGUUUCACUGAUGUUGCUCCGGUUGUUCGAGAACAGACAGUGAAGUCUGUUCUGACUAUCAUCAACAAACUUAAUGAUAGGGUUGUCAAUGGAGAACUCCUGAAGUUCCUUGCUCGUACUGCUAACGACGAGCAACCUGGAAUCCGGACAAAUACCACAAUUUGUCUUGGCCGGAUUGCUAAAAACUUAAGUCAAAGUACUCGCUCCAAGGUGCUUAUUGCAGCAUUCACGAGAGCUCUUAGAGACCCCUUUGUCCACGCUCGGAAUGCAGGACUUUUGGCCCUGGCCGCGACUAUCGAUGUAUUUACCGAGGAAGAUUGUGCUGUUAGGAUUCUACCCGCGAUUUGCCCUGGACUUGUGGACAAGGAAAAAUUGAUUCGCGACCAAACAAACAAGACAUUUGAUGUCUAUGUCAAUCGGAUACGGAAACAUGCCAGCACAAUGCCAGAAACCGUCAUACCCGUCGUUGCACCCGCAGAAGCCAACAAACCCGAUGCUCGUGUUGGAACCCCUAAUGACAACUCCUGGGCCGGAUGGGCCAUCUCAUCAUUCACAAACAAAAUCGCAACUGCCAACGGCGAAAUUGAACCCACCGCCAACGCUAUCAAGACUGUUGAUCCCGAUACUGCCCGCUCAGCAUCGGCAGAGCCUCCGUCCCACACCCCAGCCCCCUUGAACCGGUCAAUGUCAGAUCGCCCAGCCCCAGUGAUCCACGAUGAGCCUGAAGAAGAAGGUGAUGAUGUCUUCGAUGCUUGGGGUGCAAUGGACGAUGAAGAAAAAGACGAAGAUCCAUUCACUGCUGCAGUAACCUCUCCAAAACCCACAUCUCCUGCUCCCACAUCCACCAAAGCCCCAGCAGUGCCCUACGAUGAUGGCGGCGAACCCGACUUUGCCGGCUGGCUGGCCGCAAAGUCUCAGACCAAGGCCAAAAAUCCCCUUCCAAAGGGUCUGACCAAGGCGUCUUCUACCAACACUGUUACUACACGGUCAACGCCAAGCACCGCUAAGCCUCGGACUGUGGUUGCAGCUAAGAAGAUUGAUACUAAACCCAAAGACGAAGAGACCGAUGAUUGGGGAGAUGCAUGGGAUUAA